Molecule: messenger RNA, 1066 nt
Organism: Maniola jurtina (meadow brown)
Lineage: Eukaryota; Metazoa; Arthropoda; Insecta; Lepidoptera; Nymphalidae
Product: brachyurin-like
Exons: 5
Coding region: 65-925 (286 amino acids)
Biological process (GO): proteolysis
Molecular function (GO): serine-type endopeptidase activity
Source: RefSeq, a predicted model, not a curated record
CGUAUUUAUAAAUAAACAUUUCACAACAAACACUAGUAUAUUUCAUUUAGUUUCUACUAUUGACAUGGGUUUGUUAAUUUAUUUUUUGAUACAGUUUUUAUACUUUUUGGGAAGUAAAGGCGACAUUUUUAACGGAAAGGGCUACCAUGCAGCGAUUGGUAUACCGAAAGCAUAUAAGUUGAUGAGUGAAGAGGGAUUUGUUAGCAGAAUUGUUGGUGGUAAAGAAGUUUCUUCCGCUACUUUGUAUCCAUACCAGGCUGGCAUCGUAGUAACCCUCACCACUGGCCAAACGUCUCUAUGCGGGGGAGCUCUGGUCUCCAACACCAGGGUCCUGACAGCAGCUCACUGCUGGUGGGAUGGCCAGAUCCAGGCCAGGCAGUUCACCAUAGUCCUCGGCUCCCUCAAGAUAUUCUCCGGCGGUACCAGGAUCACCACCAGGGAUGUCGUCGUCCAUUCCAACUGGAAUACAAAGGACAUAACCCAUGACAUCGCCAUGGUCAAGAUGUCCAGAGUCACUUACAGUAACAGUAUUCAAGCAGUCCCAUUGCCAGCUUCAUCUGACGCGAAGCCGAACUAUGCUGGGUUGGAAGCGGUUGCCACUGGGUACGGAAAGAUGAGGGAUGCACAAAACGGCUUCCCAAGUACAACCUCCCUACAUCAUAUAAAUUUGAAGAUCACCAGUAACGCGGCCUGCCAGAGUAGAUUCGAUAUACCUCUACACGCAAGCCAUUUGUGUACCGACGGUGGUGGUAGAGUUGGGACUUGCGAUGGCGAUUCAGGGGGACCACUGACGGUUAAGUGGAAAAAUAAACGGACUCUGGUUGGAAUCGUGUCCUUUGGACUUGCAGAUGGUUGCCAAGCCGGGUACCCUUCAGUGUAUACCCGGGUAACAUCCUUCCUCACAUGGAUUCAGAAUAAUCUCUAAACCAAUUAAUGAUAUCAGCUGAUGACCAGUGCAAUAUUGUGGCGACGAAUUGAUGAAUUAAUAAAUCGGUGUAUAUUAAAAAUAACAAUGUACAUACGUGUAACAUUGAAAAAUGACUUAUUAAAGAUCCAAAAAUUGUUA